This is a messenger RNA of Heterotrigona itama, 1132 nucleotides long. Lineage: Eukaryota; Metazoa; Arthropoda; Insecta; Hymenoptera; Apidae. The record is from the annotation of a GenBank genome assembly.
UAAAUAUUUAACGUUUUUGCGUAAGAACGCACAGCGGUUGAAAGAAUUAGAGUACUGUACUAUUUGUACAGACAGAGGGCAAAAUUAUUAAAGUUUUAAACGCAUAAAAUCGAGGAAAAUGGGAAACGUAUUAGCAGCCUCCGUACCUCCUCCACCUUCGCCGCCGCCUCCAACCUCAGGUUUACUACCAAAUUUAGAAAAAUCAGAUUCUACGGAGAUACUACAGUCAUCUAGCAAUUUUUCCGACGGUUUGAAAAAUCCUGGUACAAUCGAGGAUCUUCACAAGAAGUGUAAAGAUGUAUUUCCCGCAAACUUUGAGGGUGCAAAGCUAAUGUUCAAUAAAGGUCUUAGUAAUCAUUUUCAAAUAUCACACACGAUAAGCAUGAGUUCCAUUGCACAAUCUGGAUACAGAUUUGGAGCAACGUACGUCGGCACUCAACAAAUAGCACCCUCGGAAGCUUAUCCAGUAUUGCUAGGUGACAUAGAUCCAAGUGGGAAUCUAAAUGCCAAUGUUAUUCAUCAAUUUGGGGAAAAGCUAAGGGGGAAAUUAGCCACUCAAGUGCACAAAAGUAAAUUCACCGCUGUUCAAAUGACAACGGAUUAUCGUGGCGACGCGUAUACCGUCUCUUUGACAUUGGGUAAUCCGGACAUACUUAACGGUUCUGGUAAGCGUGCGAGAAACGAUUAUGGUUCGGAACAAAAUGUUCUUUCAGGCGUUUUCGUAAUGCAUUAUCUUCAAAGCGUAACUCCCUCUGUCGCGUUGGGUGGAGAACUCGCUUACCAACGAGGCCCUGCCGUACCAGGAGGUCAAGUCGCUGUUCUCUCAGCCGCUGGAAGGUACACGAACGGAGACUCUACGAUUAGUGGUAGUUUAGGUUUGUCCGGAUGUCACCUGUGUUUCCAUCAAAAAGCUAGUCAACAGUUGCAAGUUGGUGUAGAAUUGGAAAUUAACAGCCGAAUACAGGAAUCGACAGGAGCUAUUGCUUACCAAGUUGAUUUACCUAAAGCCGACUUAAUAUUUAGAGCUAACAACACGAGUUGUUCUCACGAGUUGAAUAAAAUGGAAAAAAAGAAAGGGAACAAGAAAGAAGAAGAAGAAGAAGAAGAAGAAGAAGAAGAAGAGGAGAAUUGA